Molecule: messenger RNA, 1446 nt
Organism: Colletotrichum phormii
Lineage: Eukaryota; Fungi; Ascomycota; Sordariomycetes; Glomerellales; Glomerellaceae
Product: lysosomal cystine transporter
Exons: 2
Coding region: 244-1080 (278 amino acids)
Biological process (GO): L-cystine transport
Cellular component (GO): vacuolar membrane; fungal-type vacuole
Molecular function (GO): L-cystine transmembrane transporter activity
Source: RefSeq, a predicted model, not a curated record
AAUCCUGCGCACCUGGCGAACCAUCUCAUUUGCAACUUCUUGCGACCUUCCCCUCCAGUUGCAGCAGAUCAAAACUCGCUCCUCCAGCACACGAAACCACAGACUGGAGGCUUUGCUGGUUGAAUACCUCGACGAAAGGUUUCGGCGAGAAGGGAACGCAAGAAGGCUCACACAGCAGGAUUCGGUCAUCCCAAUAGUUUCAACAAACUUCGGUCAAUCUCGGUUUCAACAGCUACAGUCGAAAUGGCGUUCGAAUUCCUCCCAUUCCUAUCCGCCGUCUUUGGCUGGGUCUACUUCCUCUGCUGGUCCGGCUCUUUCUACCCGCAGCCUCUCCUUAACUAUCACCGGAAAACCACGGCCGGCACAACGGUUGACUUUCCCUUGAUCAACUGCCUAGGCUUCCUCGCCUACUUCGUCUCGAACGCCGCAUUCUACUACUCCCCCGUCGUCCGCGCCCAGUACGCCGCGCGCAACCACGGCCUUACCCCGACAGUCGCCUUCAACGACAUCACCUUUGCCGCCCACGCCCUCCUCCUCUCCUGCAUCACCACCUCGCAGUACGUCCCCAAACUCUGGGGCUUCACCCCCGCGCCGGGCACGAACCCGAGCCGCUUCAUCUCGGGCAUCGCCUCGGGCUGCAUCGUGGGCGUCGCCGUCGUCGGCCUCAUCGUCGCGUCCGCCCCGGGCGACGGCGACCCCGUCACGAGCUGGUGUGCCCUCGACGUCGUCUACGCCGUCUCUUACGUCAAGCUCGUCAUCACCCUCAUCAAGUACACCCCGCAGGUCAUUACAAACUACCGCAACAAGUCCACAAAGGGCUGGUCCAUCUGGCAGAUCCUGCUCGACUUCUCCGGCGGCCUCCUCUCUGUCGCGCAGCAGGCAAUCGACUCGUACCUGCAGCGCGACUGGUCCGGCAUCACCGGUAACCCCGUCAAGUUUGCGCUGGGUAAUGUUUCCAUGGUCUACGACUUGGUCUUUAUGACCCAGCACUACAUCUUGUACCGCGGCUCUGACGGCAAGGCCGACGAGAGAGAUUCGCUUCUCCGUGUGGACGAUGAGGAGCAUCAAAGACUAGACUAGAGUAGAGUAGACUCGUUGUACAUGUACAUAUAUACUUAUCUUUAUCCACUACGCCUACGGGAAAUGGAUGCCUCGUUGACAUCAGGCAUGACAGGUUGGCAUUAUGACUACGUGACUGUACAUCUCAAGCCAUCUGAAGACGUUCAAGGUAGUCUAAGAAGAAACUCUAGUAAUUCCAAGAACUAUAUCACUACGGUCUGUUUCUUACACAUUGUAUCCAUGAUUUACGACUCUUGAGUUUUGACACAACUAUACCGUCUCACGUUACAGUAACACAAAAGAGGAACUUCUUUCAAAGGGAGAAGAAAAAAGGCUUCUACAAAACACAAAAUGAACAAAACUGAAAAAAGUGAAAUGGAGGAAUUG